Megalops cyprinoides (Indo-Pacific tarpon) is the source of this 1721-nucleotide messenger RNA. Its product is annotated as protein FAM43A-like. The transcript has a single exon. The record is from RefSeq and is a predicted model, not a curated record. Bases 227 to 1267 code for a protein of 346 amino acids. NCBI's taxonomy places the organism in Eukaryota, Metazoa, Chordata, Actinopteri, Elopiformes, Megalopidae.
CUUGAGCAGCUGCUACCGCUACUCUGCCUUUGGAGAAACACAGCUAGAGAGAGAGAGUGUGGGAAAUGGGGUAUAGUCGUUCAGACGAUAACAAAUGAGGAAGUAGCUUUGCAGUCAGUUGCAAAGGCAAAUCGACUGCGUUAGGUAAUAGAUUACAAAGUGCAGGUGAAAAAGGAACAUCCACUGGAGAUUUUAUUACCAGCAGUUUACGGGACACAGCCAGAUAAUGCUGCCCUGGAGGAAGAAUAAAUUUGAGCUGAUAGAAGAAGAGAAACAGUCGAAGCAGAAGGGUUAUGCCGUGAGUUUGAAUUACUCUGCGCUGACCUCCUUCGCCAAAUCGUGCCCGGAGAGUGCGCUCAAUCGGGUGGGAAGCAUGUUCAAAUCUAAAAGAAAAAAGGUGAAGAUCACCAACGAGGACCCCACGUACACCGUCCUGUAUCUGGGGAACGCCACCACCAUCCAGUCGAAAGGUGAAGGCUGCACCGAUGUUGCCGUGAGCAAGAUCUGGAACAAGAGCGAGAUGGGAAAAAACGGCACCAAGAUGAAACUCACCAUAAGCUCGCAGGGCAUCCGGAUGGUGCACGUGGACGAGAAGGCGAGAAGACCCGGUCAUCUCUACUUGCUGCACCGGAUAACCUACUGCGUCGCCGACCCGAGGCUUCCCAAGAUUUUCGCAUGGAUCUACAGGCAUGAGAUGAAGCACAAGGCGGUGAUGCUCAGAUGCCACGCGGUGCUCGUGUCCAAGCCGGAGAAGGCUAAAGCCAUGGCGCUGCUUCUGUAUCAGACCUCGGCGACCGCCUUGGCGGAGUUCAAACGGCUGAAACGGAGGGACGAUGCGAGACACCAACAGCAGCAGCUAAUAGGGGAGCAAACAAUCCCCCUGGUGCCCAUAAGAAAGCUUCUCAACGGACAGUGUUAUUACAAACCUCCGGUGGAGCGCAGCCGGAGCGCACCUAAACUUGGCUCAAUCACGGAGGACUUGCUCGGGGAAGAGGAGGAGGAGAGAGCCAUGCACUUUGAAUGCGAGGACAUUCUGGAUACCGACAGCAAUUGUUUGGACAAUGGCAAGCGCGAACUUUCUCAGAUAAUUAACGACCUUGGGGAAAUGUGCAUUGGAAACGACGUGCAGACGCUGAAGGCAGACCUGCGGGUUACUCGGCUACUCUCAGGAGAGAGCACGGGCAGCGAGUCUUCUAUAGAGGGAAGCCAGGAGCCCCUUUCCAUUCCCAAUGGCUUCGUAGAAGGCAAAAUGCAGGAAAUUGGCUGACUAUACAGCUGUCUAUUAAAAAAGAAAAAUAGUCAACACUGCCUCUAGAACACUCCUUAUCCUCUUCUCUAACAUUUUGCGUUUGUGUAGUCUGUCACAAGGGGCGUGUACGCCGGUAGUAUCGUGCCUCCUCAACCCAACGACUUGAAAUUAUACUUUGAAGACUAAAAGUUAUGUUACGAUUUCGCGAGAGAGAGAGAGAGAGAGAACAUCUCGCAAAAAAUCUGAAGGGUUGGAAACUUGGCGUGUUUGCGCAUUCGCGAGACAGUACGCUCAUAUGUUUCCUUGACUGGAGAAGGGCACACACUUGCGCACAAAGAAGAUAUCACUGUGUAAGAAGGAUUGCACCGGACCACCGCCUGUUUACCCCCGACCUGUCUCUUGAAGAAAUGCCAAAUUCUUUAUAUAACUGUUCUGAGUAAGAAAAACAUUUGUUUAAAAACCGUUUGUUAUC